This is a messenger RNA of Entelurus aequoreus (snake pipefish), 630 nucleotides long. RefSeq names its product fer3-like protein (gene ferd3l). NCBI's taxonomy places the organism in Eukaryota, Metazoa, Chordata, Actinopteri, Syngnathiformes, Syngnathidae. Gene Ontology annotation, molecular function: RNA polymerase II transcription regulatory region sequence-specific DNA binding; DNA-binding transcription factor activity, RNA polymerase II-specific; protein dimerization activity. Gene Ontology annotation, biological process: developmental process; regulation of transcription by RNA polymerase II. Bases 298 to 630 code for a protein of 110 amino acids. The record is from RefSeq and is a predicted model, not a curated record. The transcript has a single exon.
UUUGCUGAAAGUGAAGAAGGGAAAAGUGCAAACAGGACUGUGUGACCCUCCUGUCAGGACUCGGGACUCGGGGACUCAGGACCCUCCCGCCCCCUCACAAGCGUCACUGGGAGAGGUUCUGCUCGGGCCACUUGAGGGAAAUGUUUUGUGUGUCACUUGCACGGCGCUUAUUGAAACCGCAGGAAGGGCCUCUGGACCUUGGCCAAGGAGGAUCUGGCCCCUGUCGCGCUCCAUCCGGAUUGGGACUAAAGAGAUGCUCUCCUGAGCGCGCUUUAAAGGACGGCCAGGACCUCCAGGAUGCAGACCCUGGACUCCACCUUCAUCCGACUGGUGAACCACGUCGGCCGCGCCACGGAGCGGGCGGAGGAGAGUCCGGCGAGCCCGGAGGACGGGAGCCCGGGCCCCGGCAGGUCCAAGCGCAGGAGGACCGUCACGGUGGUGCAGCGGCAGGCGGCCAACGUGCGGGAGAGGAAGCGGAUGUUCAGCCUGAACGAGGCCUUCGACGCCCUCAGGAAGAAAGUGCCCACGUUCGCCUACGAGAAGAGGUUGUCCCGCAUCGAGACCCUGCGGCUGGCCAUGGUCUACAUCGCCUUCAUGGAGGACCUGCUGGAGGACCCGAGCCCAGCAUGA